Messenger RNA from Podarcis lilfordi (Lilford's wall lizard), 41712 nucleotides. NCBI's taxonomy places the organism in Eukaryota, Metazoa, Chordata, Lepidosauria, Squamata, Lacertidae. The record is from the annotation of a GenBank genome assembly.
AGGCGCAGCCGCAGGACCGUCAGACGGCCCGUGCCGGGGACGCUCUAACCGGGCGGUGUUAAAGGCAGGUGGGUUCGGGCUCCGCGCGUGCGCGCUGUGUGCAAGGUUGUUAGCGCUGCUCGCUGGUAUUCGCAAUGUCCGCAGGAACAGAGCUCUGGGUUUAGGUAGCGCUCGGCUGAACGGGACUUCCAGCCGCCUGAAGUUUUGCCAAGUGACAGGACUGAGCCUUGCAAUUAGCAAAGCUGGUCUUCCCCGCGGCAUUUUGAAGUUUCAGUCUUAACAGCCCCGUUGCAUGAGAUGUGGUGCUUAUAAGGGUUUGGGACUUUUUAAUUCUGUGUGGUACGAACGGUAAUCAUGUAAGUUAUAUACACACACACACACACACACACACACACACACACACUAUGCAACUAAAAUACGGAAAAUAUAGAAUGCUCCUUGCCCGCUUUAAGGUGCAGUUCAGAUUACCCACUAAUGCAACAGUGCCACUCUUGUCUACUCAGAAGUAGGCCCUGCUCAGUUCACAAUGAGCCUUACUGCCAGGUGGCUGUGCAUAUAUUAUGUAGCAUUGCAGCCUUACUGCACGGUUCCUGAAAAGUACUGGUAGAUCUUAACAAGAGUUGAGUGGACAUUUCUCGCAAUAGGACAUUUUGGCAGCACACACUUUGGUUGUAGAUUAUUAUCCCCAUAACGGGGAGAUACUUCAGGCCUAUCAAGCAAUUACUUCAAUGCCAUGUGAAAGGAGGAGGGAGACUGGAAAAGAGUUAAGAUUCAAAAUAAGCACGUGUCCAGGUAGCAAUCAUGUGCUUAGUGCAGUUUACCCAAACAAAAAUAAACGAGGUGGCAAAGCAGCUGGAAGACGAUGAAGGAAGAUGUGGCCACAUACUUGCAUAGACAGAUAAGUGGAAAAUGCUUAUGCAGGUUCCGUGUACCGUGUUCCACCAUCUUCCCUCUCUUUCUACGGAUGCUCGGACAUUAAGCGGGCCGGGAAAACAUUAAUUAUACGCAAUAAUAGGCAGGAGCAGCCGCGUGCAUUGACUCCCGCUGCUCACCCUCAACCGCCGCCUCCUUCCCCAUCCGCGGCUUUCACUUGGUACUUGGGUCACGUGACCUCCCCUCUCCGCGUUACCAGGGUGAAGCUGUAAGCAGGCGCUGACGGAGCUCCCUCUGUGGUGCAUCCGAACCUUCAGGGCCCCGGCUUCGCCCAAUGGCAGGGCGGGGGUUUGAUGUCGCCGUCCUAUAGCAACGCGAAAGGGGUGGGAGCGGAGCUCGGGUUCGGUUGGAGCUGCUGGAAAAAGGGUGAGGUGGGCUCGGGGUUCGGCAGAGAGGUGGCGGGGCUGGAGAGGGAAGAAGCCUGACGCUUUGGUGGCGGAGGGAGGGGCGCAAAUGUUCCUUUCCCGGCUCGCUUUGCAGCAGCAGCAGCAGCGGUGCCUGGCUGCUUCUCCUCCCCGUUUCCCCGCGCUUGGGGCUCCUGCUUAGUAAGUUGCCUUGUUCUGCCCUGUUUGUUUGUCGUCGCCGACGCUGUUGCUGCAGCGAUGGGUGUGUCGGGGGCCGCAGUGGGGAGGCUUCCUCCUCGAGGGCCCCUGGGUGUAGGAAGCUGAGCCCCUUCCCUCCUGGGACGCUGCGGCGCAGAGGUUCAUAGAGCAGGCUCCAGUGUUUAAAUGCGGGGUAAUUACCCCGGAGUAACUCCCAUGGCCUGAAAGUCAGUUAACGGAGGCGAUUUUUAUUUAUUUUUUGUUAAGUCACUCCACUCCAUCCACGGGGAGUGUGAGGUGAGAGGAGCUUCUCGCUUCCCACCCUGUAGCAUCCUUAUCGAGAACGGUUGAGUUACUGGAUAUUGUCAGGUUUAAUACAGAAAACUAAUAAAGCUUUACAUGCGAGCCACUUUUUACAGGCGUUUCAGAGAAGUGAAUCAAAAUUGGUUGAAAACAAGGCGCCUUACAUUGUACCAAGUAAGUUCUAAUUCGUUACAGUGUAGGCCAGCUUGUAGUUAACCAAUUUUGAUAACUUUGAAAGGCCCAAACUCCAUGUUUUCUAAAUUUUGGCAAAACUGGUUGUACAAAGCGGUAGAUAAAAAUAUUACUAAAACAGCAAAAGUGGUGUAUGUGCUAUACUAAUCAUAUUAAUGGUUGUCGCAUUGGGCUGCAAUUCUGUGCAACUUAUAGGGGGAAUACAGGACAUAGGAAGCUGUAGUUCAGCGUUGUCUGUGCAGAUUGAUAGCUGCUCUCUGCUUGUUCAGAUUGCAUCUCUCCCGGCCCUAUCUGGAGACGCUGGGGAUUGAACCCCGGGAGUUGGAGUCAAAAAGCAUCUAGAACAUAGGAAGCUGCAUUAUAUCAAGUUGGACAGUUGUGCCAUCUAGAUCAGUUUUGUCAACACUGACUGGCAGAGGCUUUCCAGGGUUCCAUCCCUACUUGGAGACACUAGUAAAUGAACGUGAGACAUGUUACUGCAAAGCACGCGCUCUACCACUGCAGAUCAUGGGUUCCUCAGCCCCAGAUGAAUGGAAUUGACUGCCAAACUCUAUAGGGUCAAAAACACAAUGUUGCAUUGUACUUCAGAACUAAUUAGUAAGCAGUGCUGGUAUUUCAAACUUGAAAAAAUAUGCCCCCUAUGGCCAUAGUAGCCAGUGACUGGGCAGCCAUGUUGUGGACCAGGAGUAAUUUCCUAGCAGUCUUCAAGGGUAAGGUAGGCCCCAUGUAUAAUGUACCACAUCAGUCUAAUGUAGAGGUUAUCAAGGCAUAUAGAACAGCAGCCAAGACUUUUAUCACUCAAUAUGGCAUGCCGACUUUAUAUUAAUCACACUGACCUCAUCCCCAAAGUCAUGUGGUGGCAUUAGUCAGCAAUUUCUUAUAUGUGUUUAAAAUAGCAUUAGCAGCUUGAAUCUUGUGGAUUCCCAAAAAAUAAUUCCUCUAUUGUAGAGCAGAACUCUUCCUAUACCAUCUUCUGGUACUUGACUUGUCAGAUAGUUUCAGAAGCAUUCCAACUUCCAUCCUAGCAAAGCACUCCAGAAAGAUACAAUUGAUGAAAGCUGAUGAGAGUUCCACAAGAAUACCCCUUAUCUAUAUCCUGAUGACGGUUAUCUUCAGGGGCAGCAACAAAGUUUGAAAAUGCAUCCAAGUGGUUAGCUUAAGCUCUGCUACCAAACUAGCAAACUCAGUUUGGGUUAUCAUUUUAAGUCUGCAGUCUUAAAUACGUUUACCUGGAAGUGGUCCCAUGGAACUCAGUGGGUCUCAUUCCCAAAUAAGUAUUUAAUCCUGACUUGGGAAUAAGCUUCACUUUAACCCAGUGGAACCUACUUUCAGGUAAGAGUGCAUCGUGUCAGACUAUAUAACAAAUAUCCAGGUAAGUGUUACUUUUCAUAAAUGCAGCAGUUCUCCUUUUCUAAUUUGUGCUUUGAGGUUUACUUGCAUCUUCUUGGUAUAUAGUCUGUGACAGCUUCUUAAUCAGGUAAGAUAUAAAUAUUUCUGUGUUCCUUUGAAAAGCAUUUUCUAUAGUAAUAGCCAUGGGAUAGAGACAGUGGAUGCAAACUACUGUACGACGUAUCUGAAGCAGAAAUAAUUGCAUUCACAGGCUUAGAGACCUUAUAAUGAAAGGGAAUAUUGAAACAUUGAUGGCAUCUAAAAAGACAAGUGAUUUGGAAACUGGCUUGUGAUGCAUAAAUUGAUCUGGCAGAUACAAAAAGAGCAACUUGGUUAUUCCGUUAAAAAGCUCCCUUUUUCUCCCUAGCCCAUACAUAAGGAUGCCUUAGAAAAGUACCAUGGACAAAUAUAUUAAGGUGCAAAAGAUUGGUGAAGGAUCUUUUGGAAAAGCAAUUCUGGUUAAAGCAAAGGAAAAUGGCAAACAAUAUGUUAUUAAGGAGAUCAAUAUAUCCAAGGUGAGUCUCUUGAGUUUUAUUUCCUUUCAUUACUUCUUUCCUUAUAUUUAUGUUUUCACAAACAAUGCUUUUCUUUUAAAGAUGUCGAAUAAAGAGAGAGAAGAAUCAAGGAGAGAAGUUGCAGUGUUGGCAAACAUGAAACAUCCAAAUAUUGUGCUAUACAGAGAAUCAUUUGAAGGUUAGGAUUAAAAAUAACUUGGCAUCUAAAAUAAAAAACUGAACUGGAUUGAAGUGCCUGAAUUGGGGUUUGUGUGUUGCCUUUCAGCGUCCAGUUUCCUGUUUAGUAUUUCUUGUUGCAUGCUGCAGUUCUGUGUGUGCUUACUUAAAAGAGGGGAUGGAGAAGAAUUUCAUUAGGCCCACAUUACUAAGCAAACUGACCUAAUAUGCAGAUCAGACUAAUAUGCAGAUCAGAACACAAUUAUCUUUUGAAUAUCACACUUCUCUGAACCUUCCCAUAGUGUUCUCAGCUCAGAAAAAAUAACCAAAAUAUGUGUGCCUUUAAAAAAAAUUACCCAUUUUAUAGUGAAGUAUGUUUAGAAAUGCAUUUCAGAUAAGAUACAUAUCUAAAUACAAAAUUUUGCAUGAAUUUUCUUUUUUAAAAAAAUGUGGAAGUGUGAUGAUGAUGAUGAUGAUGAUGAUAUUUUAUUUGUACCCCACCCAUCUGAUUGCUCCUCUGGGCAGCUUACAGCAUAUAUAAAAACCAUAGUAAAACAUUAAACCUUAAAAAGCUUUUCUAUAUAUGGCUGCCUUCAGAUGUCGUCUAAAGGUUAUAAAAUUACUCAUAUCCUUGAUAUCUGAGGGGAGGCCAUUCCACAGGAUGAGCGCCACUGCUGAGAAGGCCCUCUGCCUGGUUCCUUGUAGCUUCACUUCUCACAGUGUGGUAAAUGCCAGAAGCCCCUCAGUGCUGAAUCUCAGUGUCUGGGAUGAACGAUGGAUGGAAUGGACUUACAUAAAUGAAAUAUGAAAUUGGCAUGGGCCAGAAAUAGCAUGAUCUGACAUCUCAAUUUAAAAGUCAGUCAAAUUGAUCAGUAGGACCUCCUAAUAAAUAUGAUUGGAUUGGGCAGCAAGUCUACCAUUUUUCAUGUCUCCUGUAUGAGUUGGAAAAUACACAGUAAUGGAAGCUAAACAAAUUAAGGGACUGGCCAGUGCGAUGCAUUGUGAAGUGUAAAUUAACACUUGUGUGGGUGUAUUUAUUUAUUUAUUUUACAGAAGGUGGCUGUCUUUACAUAGUGAUGGACUAUUGUGAAGGAGGAGACCUUUUUAAAAAAAUUAAUACACAGAAAGGUGUCUUGUUUUCAGAAGACCAGGUAAGAGGAUUUGAGAUUUAUGUUGCUUGAUAACUGUAGAUGUUCUAGCUCUGAUAGACACCCUCUAUGUCCACAAUAAUGGCUGGCAUUGGUGCCAACCAAAAAAUAUGUGGUUGCGAUUCUGACUUUUGCUUUGCCUCUGAAAUGUGAUGUCAAUUCUAACUUCUUUUAGAUCAUGGAUUGGUUUGUACAGAUCUGCUUAGCACUGAAACAUGUGCAUGACAGAAAAAUUUUGCAUCGAGACAUAAAGUCACAAGUAAGUUCACUGAAACUUUUUUUUUAAUUGAAUGUCAAUAUUCUAAUAGCUAGGCUUUAGCCUACUUUCUUCGAAACACUGAUGAGAGAACAAACCUAUGUCAGGACUUUCCAGAAAGAACAAGGGUUUGUGCACUUGCAGGCCAAGGCUUACUUCAGAUGUAAUGCUAAAAGUAUGGUUCAACGUUAUAUGAACACCAGCAAGGUAGCCCCUUCCUCUCCUCCACUUUGUGUACAAGAGAAGAACGACGUUUUCACUUUUGGUUGUAAUCAACCUUGAGUUUCCUGUUAUGUCUGAACCUGAGAUACGUUUAUUCUAAAUAUGCUUAGUUUAGACAAACCAAGAUGGAAUGCACACAUUCCCAUAUUUCCAGUCUAAGCUUAUAUCUUGGUUUAGAGUGCAUGCGAUUAGCUUUCAGGUUACAUAUUACAAUUAUGUUCGUGAGCUUUAAGCAAACAGAUUUGUCAAAAAUUGUUUGGAAAUACACUUAGUUACCAGUCAGUUGUUAAUAUCAGCUGACUAAGAAAUGUUAAUAUGCAUUCAGCUAAAAGUGGUUUCUUGUAAUGGUUGGCAAAUUUGGUAUAAGUUACUUUCUUCUCUACUGAAUUUAACUUUGUGUUAGUGUACUGUAUUUUUCUUGUUUCUACUCCAGAAUAUAUUUUUAACCAAAGAUGGAACAAUACAGUUGGGGGACUUUGGAAUAGCUCGAGUUCUUAAUAGGUAAUACUGAAAUACGUUUUGCGCAAUUCACACAGUACUAUAAAACAUAGUCUAAUUCAUUAUAUUUUUAUUUUUAGUACAGUGGAGCUUGCUCGUACUUGCAUAGGAACGCCGUAUUACUUGUCGCCAGAAAUCUGUGAGAAUAAGCCUUACAACAAUAAAAGGUAGUAUUUAGCUAUAGGCUUAACUUAUUUUCAGUUGUAUGUAGCUGCCAUUGUCUUUUACUUCAAUGCAAUUUAUUCAACUGACUUCAUCAUACUGCUUUGUGAAAAUACAGAAGCCAACCCACUUUUAUCCAGCCUCAGCAUUGGUUAUCAUUUUCGGGCACUUGCAUAACUGAGAGCAAUGCAGAGAAUCUAUUCCAUGUAGGGAAUGUGCUGGUGAAGCAGAUUGCUGCAGCUGGCUGUAUUGCACUCUCCACUAGCUGGUGAGCAGAGGGUUCAGUCCUACUUGGUGCUGAUUUGCCAACACAUUCCUUUCAAGGAACACUGGCAAAGCAGACUCCCAUCCCCACUGGUCAACACUGACAGGUGCGCAAUGAUGACAUCAGGUUACUGAUAGGCGGGUGGUCCCACCCCCCUGUUAGAAUUGACUCAUGGGGUUAGGGAGAGAGAAAGGAUUGGCCUGCUAGGCCAAAAAUAUCCCUUACCCAUUAUCGCUUCCUUCUGGCUGUUAAGAAUAAUAGCUAUCCUAGGCCAGACUGAUAUGCUUUGAUCCCAAGGCCAGUCCUAGAUGUGAACCUGAAGUGGGAAAUCUAAAUGUCUUCCAUAUAACAAAAAUAAUAUAAUAAUAACUUGACAAUUUGGUAUCCUUUGGUCAUAAAUGACAGUUUGCUCAUUUAUGGAAGUGCAUACCCAAUUACACUUCCAUAAACGACCUACCUUAACUUUGCACCUGGCCCAGAGAAAAGGGCAAAUGAUGGAUGAGAAAGUCAUCUUUUCUAAGGAACCAGCAGAACAAAAAGCUAUAAGCAGGCUGAUAAGGUCCACAUUGUUGCUUAGAUGGUGCAUGUUGCACAAGUGAACAGAAUUUCAGCCAUUGCAAUUUACAUUACCGUAGAAACGUGGAUAACCAUUUGGAUGGCAGAAGUUGCCCCAGCUGAAAUGUACACAUGUAUAUAGACAUAGCUGAACUUAAUAAGGUGACCAAAAGUAAUACAAGCCAACCCAAGUUUCAAGGACAAGCUAGACCAGGCAUAGGCAAACUCGGCCCUCCAGAUGUUUUUGGCCUACAACUCCCAUGAUCCCUAGCUAACAGGACCCAGGGGUCAGGGAUUAUGGGAAUUGUAGUCUCAAAACAUCUGGAGGGCUGAAUUUGCCUAUGCCUGAGCUAGACUAUUGAUCAUCUAUGGUCUGCGCAAACUAAUGUUCUGUGUCUUGUUUCUUUAGUGACAUAUGGGCCCUUGGUUGUGUUCUCUAUGAAAUGUGCACACUGAAACAUGCAGUAAGUUGACGUUUCUAAAUACUUUAUAAAUGAAACUCUUUUUUCCAAUGCCCAGAAAAUGCAAUAUUUUUAGUUUAGGUAUUUUGACAUCAAAAUCACUUGUGUUUUGCUGAUCGUAUACUUUUUGUAGUUACGUGGAGGGGGUAUAGGAGAGAAUUGAAUUACAGUAAUAGAUAAUUGCAUGCCCAUGAUAAGAUUUAAAGUAACAGCAUGUGACACAAGUCAAAACCCCAAAUACAGCUGUUGGCUUGCUUGGAUAACGUACCACAUUGUUGAUGGGAUUUUUAAAAGGGAGGGAAUUUCACUCCCCCAAACUUCAGCCUUAGAGCAAUUACAGUAAGCUCGCAACUUGCACACAUUUAAGAUGUAUGCAUUCAGCUUUACAUGUGUGGCAAAAAAAAAAAAAAUGGAAAGAGGGUGGGAUUCUGGGAAAAAUGACUUUGGCAGUCAUACCCACCAUUGAACCCAAUGGGUUUUGACCAGUGCUUUUUUUCUGGGGGGACGUAGGGGUACGCAUACUCCUAAACAUUUUGUGAAUCUAAGUUUGGCCUCAUUGAGGGGCAGUAUUUCAAUAUGAGUAGGAAAAUGAGAGCACCCCUAAACAUUUUUUAAGAAAAAAAGUACUGAUUGCAAUUUUGGCUUUAAGAUAAGAGGGCAGUGGGAAAACAAUAUGGAAAAUCUUUAUGGAUAAAAUGCAAGACUAAAAGCAAAUUGAGAAUAUUUUCUAGGGCACCGAAAAUGCAUAUUAAAGUAAUUUUGAUUUUUGUAGCAUUAAGAAAUUCAGUUGUCUUGUUUUGCUGUGGCAUUACUACUGUCUAAUACAUACAAAUUGCACUUAUCUCUGCAGUUUGAAGCUGGAAAUAUGAAAAAUCUAGUACUCAAGAUAAUUUCCGGAUCAUUUCCUCCUGUUUCUGUGCAUUAUUCCCAUGACCUCCGGAAUCUGAUUUCACAGUUAUUUAAAAGAAAUCCUAGGGAUAGGCCAUCAGUCAACUCCAUAUUGGAGAAAAUUUUUAUAGCUAAGCGUAUUGAAAAAUUUCUGACACCCCAGGUAUGUUCUUGGACCUAUUGUUACAAAGUUUAAGAAGCCCAUCAUAAACGUGCUGCUUCUGUUAAUUACAGUGGUGCCCCGCAAGACGAAUGCCUCGCAAGACGAAAAACUCGCUAGACGAAAGAGUUUUCCGUUUUUUGAGUCGUUCCGCAAGACGAAUUUCCCUAUGGGCUUGCUUUGCAAGACGAAACGUCUUGCGAGUUCUUGCAAGUUUGUUUCCUUUUUCUUAAAGCCACUAAGCCGUUAAUAGCCACUAAGCUGCUAAUAGCCGCUAAGCCGCUAAUAGCCGUGCUUCGCAAGAUGAAAAAACCGCAAGACGAAGAGACUCGCGGAACGGAUUAAUUUCGUCUUGCGAGGCACCACUGUAAUAAGUCUUUCGGUUAUGUGCACUAUAUCUAUGUAUCUUAGCAAAUUAGUUACUAUUGUGUUUUUAUGAUUUUCCUUCUAUAGAAGAACACUGAAAUGCCACUCUACAGCAGUAUAUACCGUAUUUUUCGCUCUAUAGGAUGCACCAGACCAUAGGACGCACCUUGUUUUAGAGGGGGAGAACAAGAAAAAAAAAAUCUCCCCCUCUCUGCUCAGCGCUCCUUCAGCAAAGCGGCAGGAGAAACGGAGCCCCUUUCAUUUCUCCUCCCGCUUGGCUGAAGGGGCACUGCGCAGCUCUCCCUCUCUGCUGAAGUCAGGAGAGUCUUGCCCUCCCGGCUUCAGCAAAAGGAACCCGAAGCCUGCGGAGCGCAGCAGAAACUCGCACUGCGCUCUGAAGGCUUCAGGCGGCUAUCCCUGAAGCCUGGAGAGUGAGAGGGGUCGGUGCGCACCGACCCCUCUCGCUCUGAAGGCUUCAGCGAAAGCAACGCGAAACCUCCGGAGUGCGGAGGGAGCUCUCCCUCUGCGCUUCAGAGACUUCGCGUUGCUAUCACUGAAUCCAAGGAGCCUGCAUUCGCUCCAUAGGACGCACACACAUUUCCCCUUAAUUUUUGGAGGGGGGAAGUGCGUCCUAUAGAGCGAAAAAUACGGUAUAUUUUAAUUAACACACCGUUUCAAAUUCAAACUUUAAUUAUUUAAGAUACUUAUACAUAAAGCAGUUUACGUAUACAGGGAGGGGUGGGGAACCUCAGGCCCCGGGGUCAAAUUCACACCUCUCUAUCAUGCCCUUGAGACUUUGCCCAUGCCAUCUUCCCACUGCAGUCACACCCCUCACGGGUCCUGCUCUGUGUCUAGUGAUUUUUUACCUCGCUGGAAUGUAUCCACUAACAGUGACAUUAUCCCUUGCUUGCCUGAAGAGUCGUGUGUGUCUGUUCACACCCUUUUUCCACAUCCACCUCUGGAAGGUUGCCCAUGAGAGAAUGUUCCCCAGCCCUGACAUAAAAGAGGGCAUCAAUAUUUUAGAUAAGACUUUGAGAUUAGAGUCAAAGUCAUAUGUCUAAGUAACUUGAAUAGAGCAUGCUAAAGCAUACUUGAACAAUAUUUUUCGAUAAUACUUAAAUACCUUUCUAAUUAGGUACAUUUUUAAAAGCAUAAAAUAUCUUAAGUCAAAGCUUAACGGGGUCCCCUCCUCAAGGCUCAUGGAGAGGGUUCAGACAUGCACCUUGUGACAGCAUGACCUUCCUUGGCUCAUUGAAAUGUUGCAUGCUGGUUGUGUGUUCAUGGCCAUUUAUGUGAUGAAAUGUUAUAAAGAUUGCAAUCCGUAUCCAACAUGUAAUAACUCAACAUGUAUGUACUUUGUCUUUGGGACAAGGUGAAUGAGCUUUAUACAUUUCUUCUUAAGAACUUCCCAUGAGUUUUAGUUCAGGUUCACAACUAGUAAACAGCUUUUUAAAAAGGUAUGAACAUCCAAGGUAGGGUACAGCUAUCUCUCUAUAUACUCUUCUACAGUGGUACCUCUGGUUCCGAACUUAAUUCGUUCCGGAGGUCCGUUCUUAACCUGAAACAGUUCUUAACCUGAGGUACCACUUUAGCUAAUGGGGCCUCCCACUGGCCUGCGAUUUCUGUUCUCAUCCUGAGGUAAAGUUCUUAACCCGAGGUACUACUUCUGGGUUAGUGGAGUCUGUAACCCGAAGUGUUUGUAACCUGAGGUACCACUGUAUUUUUGGAACAAAUGUUUAUGGAAACAUUUAUUCAAUUUAUUGGUCAUUCAGUAACUGUUAGACUCUGUGUUACUCUCUAAUGUAAAAUUAUUCUUUUAGCUUAUUGCAGAAGAAUUUAGCCAUAAAGUAUUUCAGAAGUUUGGACCUCAUGCUGGACCAGGUAAUAUAUGAAAAAAAUCCUCUUAGGUGCAUUUUAGUUGAUUCCAAUACAUCAUUGACCUGAUCUCUAAACAAAGUAUCGGGUGACAGUAGGAAAUGCAGAACAUUCAUGAUGUUUAGAGCCCCUAAUUUAGAAUUCAUUUUUAUUCAUCCAAGAUAGCCUAUGCAUAAGGAAAGGAAUCUUCAUCUAGAAACUUGGUUUUGAAAUGAGUUUUCACAGAUCAGCUUUUGUGCACGAUAGCAGUACAGUAUUAAAGGGAAAUUUCUCAAGUUAUAAAACUUGCUUAUUGUUAACUUAAAUUACAAAUAAUUAAUUUGAAACAACGCAAUAUUGCUUCAAAAUCAGUUCCAAAUAUGUAGCUUAUAGCCAGAGCAUUUUGAGUUAAGAUAAUAAACUAUUCCUUUUGCCAGGUAUGUAGAUGAAGGUUGCUUUUGGCACAUGGCCAGGUGGGGAACAGGUAGACUUGAAAGAAAGAAUAUAAAAGGUUACCAAUCUUUGUCAUAAGUAAGUAAGUUGUGUCUUCUCUUCCUCUUUUCAAAUAAGCAUUCAACCACUUCAGUCUUAUAUGGAGUGUGUUGUACCUAAGCCAAAUAAUUUCAGCAUGUCCAACUCUGGAUGGGAAGAGAAUUAUUUUUGAAUAUUCCUUGGUCUUAGGAUAGAUUCCUAAAGAAACCCAGUGUUGUGUAAAGGAGUUCUUUUUGUGUGUGUGUUCUCUCUUGAAUAGCAAAGAGACCAGCUCAAGGUCAAAACUUGGCCUCUGCUGCACCAGCUCAAAAAAUCACAAAACCUGCUGCUAAAUAUGGAGUGCCUUUAAUGCUUAAGAAGUCUGGGGAUGCAGCUAAAAAGCCCUAUGAGAAGCCUUCAAUUAAAUGCCGACAGGUAAGAGAAAAUAUUCAGCAAUGAAACAAAAGUAUAUCUUUUUAAUGAGGGGGGUGGAGAAAGUGUAUGUUGGGACUUUGGUGUUUGCGUUUUUUAAACCUUAACUGCAUUUUGUUUGUGUCAACUUGUCACGGGCAUAGUUUCAGCGACCAAUAGAUUCCCUUGCAGGUGUGGAAACACGGUAUGUAACUAGUCUUUGCAAUUGCACUGUGAUGCGCAUUCAGGUGCAAGGCAUCCAAUGUGGCAUCUGUUGCCUUUCCACCCACUUUCCAGUACAGAUUGGCUGUGAAUAGUUUUGGACCUGCUCACAUAUCGCUGCAUGCAAUUAUAUCUGCAUUAAGGCCCAUAACACAGCUGGAAGGUGUUAUGGCGUGUUUUGGUUCCACCCAGUGUAAAAAGUGUACAAAGACCAUAUAAUAAAAUAACAGCAAGUAAACUCUGCCAGUAAACAUUCCUGAAAAGAAAACCUAAAAUGCUAUAUCAACAAGCAAGCUUCAAAAACUCAGUGGAAUCAAAGUGUUGAUAUGGUAUUUCAAAGUACUGUAUAAAGUGGCACAGCCUAGUGGGUCUUCAUGAGUAAGUUAUCAUGUUACACUGGCCCUGUUGGUACCUGCACCAUCUUAAAUAUUUAGCAUCUCAUUUGCUUUUUAUUUGAACAGAUUUGUUUUAUUUGACUUUUUAAAUUUGUGUCAUCCACUGUUGACUUCGUCUUUUUCUUUAUUAUUUGCAAUAUGAGAUGCAGCAGGAUUAGCUUGGAAUCCAAUGGAUCCUAAGCUGCUCAAGCCCAGCCUUCCCAAAAACCCUGUUUUAGGGCUUCCAGCCAAUUUCUACCACCAGGAAUCCACUCUGUUGACUGCAUCAAGUAAUCUAUGAGCAUACCCCCCCAAAAUUUUUAGUGUCACUCUACUUGGGAAGUCUGUAAAAUAUUUUCCUUAUAUGUCCUCAUUUCUCUAUGCUGAAACAGUGAUAGCUUUUGGCAACUUUGAAAUGAUCCACGCAUGAUGUGAAACCAACUGGCUUUUACUUGGCAUUAAAAAUAGCAUGCAGUCUCCCAUGUAUAAGUUAGUUGGUAUGAUGUGGCAGGGGAGGAGGGAUAGAGAUGUGCUUUAUUUAUGUUUUGUUUUCUAUUAACAAAAUAACUCUGAAAACAGCAAAAUACUUGUAUCAGUACUGCUGUCUUUGGCACACUGUUGGACAAUCAGAAAAAUGAAUGGAUGAAAAAUGGUGUUCACUUUUGUCUGUACUGCUGAGAAUACAUUAAGGCUUCAGUACUUGAUGCAUUUACUAGGGAGUCAAUGGCAUAGAAAUCAAAUCAAGUCCUAAGUGUAGUUUCCCAACAAUAAGAUCCACUGACCAAAGUGUGGUUUUUAUUUCUCAGUGCACAUGGAGAGGCCGAAACUGUAAGAUUAAUAGCAAGUUUGCAAAGUUAACUUAGUUUAUUCCUGCGUUAUUGAUUCUCCAUGCUCAGUUACCUUCUGCAGCACAUGGUACAUGCAUUCCUUCUAAUUUGUAGUUUCACUCUUUAUUUAGGCCCCUCCACCUCCAGUGAAGAAAGGGAAACCAGUAGAAGAAAGGAGGAAAAUGUUUGAGGUAUAAAGACAUGGAAACUAAGGAAACUAAGCAAAAUACUUUUAAACACAAAACAAAACCUUCAAACCUUUCCUCCUUAUUUCCUUCCACUAGAUAUUCUCUAACCUUAUUUAUAUAUAUCUCUAUCUGUGUGUGUGUAUAUACAUAGAUAUUAAAACCUCUAGAAUAUGACUCUUACUAUGAAGUCCUAACCAUCCUGACCUAAUUCUCAGGAAAUAAUGGCUCAGGGUUUGAAUCUGUAUUUAUUUUUCAGGAAGCUGCUAAAAAGAAAAGACACGACAUUUUUGAGAAGGACAAAAGACAGCGUGAACAGGUAAAUUAAAGAGAGUCACUAUUUUUGUUCUGUUUUUAAUGAUGGAAUGCAGGAAUAAUGUCUCAUAUGUUACCAUAGCAGUUGGUUGGCGUAAUACGUUAUCAUUUCAAAACAUCCUACAGAUCAGUUUCCUCAAGGCUGAGCAGAUGAGAAGACUUGAGAAGGAAAGGGUAAAAUGCUUUCAACUUUCCACUUCUAACUCUAAAGUUUCAUCUUCAGAGCAUUCAUCAAUUUUUGGGGUCCCGUUUUCUCACACACACGUCCUCUUUUCCAGAUGGAAAGAAUAAACAGAGCCAGGGAGCAAGGAUGGAGGAAUGUGCUCAGUGCAGGUGGAAGUGGUGAAAUCAAGGUUGGUAGCUGCUGUUAAAUGUAUAUGCGGACACACCUGUUCUUCCUUAUUUCUAACCUUAUCAAUAAUCUGUAGGUGCUUGUCAAGCUCUUACCUGCACCCUUUAGUCCAGAAGAGGGGAAUGUUUUUCAGACUGAUGCAGUGUUCCUCUGUGGGAAAUCUUCCAGGGGCUACAUGCCAGUGGUCAGCAGGACCCGAGGCAAAAAUGGCAGAGCAACAGGUGUUGUUGGCAUCCGUCUGUCUCAAGAGACAGUGGAGGAGUGCACCUCUGGGGGGAAAGUCCAACUGCUGCGUUAGCAACACCAAAGUGAUCUCCCUGGGGCACAAGCCUGGGCAGUGUUUAUGGAGGCUCUGGGCUGCCCAGAUGACGAGGCCCUCCUCUCGGUCUCACUGAUGCAGUCCAAAAGAAAGCAGAGCAAUACGUUUAGUGCCAGCUUGGGGUUACCAGAAGGAGGCGUACAAGGCACCAUCUAACAAUCUUGGGGACUUCGCUCCGGAUUGGAGUAGGGUUUACUCCUUAACCUUUUCUUCGCCCAAAGAUAUCCCGCAAGGUUUAGGGUCAGAGUUUUCCUUCUCCUAGAUGAGCUACUUUGCCAGGUUGACAAGUCCCAUCUGCCCCUCGAUUCCCUCUACAGUACGUGUAGAAACCACCUUCUUGAACAAUGGACCCAGUAUUGUUACCUUUGUACAGUUGGUUCCAUUCUAACCAUGUGAAAGUCACACACACACACACAAAACCACAGCCCUCCCUCCCAUCUAAGCAGGCAAGAAGCAUUUUCACAGUCCAAGAACACACUGCUUCCACAAAUGCUUCAAAGGUUCUCCUUGCAAGAAGUGAGGUUACAGGGAACCAGACAGAGGGCCUUCUCGGUAGUGGCGCCCACCCUGUGGAACACCCUCCCUUCAGAUGUGAAGGAAAUAAGCAGCUAUCCUAUCUUUAAAAGACAUCUGAAGGCAGCCCUGUUCAGGAAAGUUUUUAAUAUUUAAUGCUGUGCUGUUUUUAACACUUGAUUGGGAGCCGCCCAGAGUGGCUAGGGAAACUCAGCCAGAUGGGCGGGGUAUAAAUAAUAAAUUAUUAUUAUUAUCAUUAUUAUUAUGGCAAACGUUCUUGAGGGCAUAGUGCAAAGCUGGGGGGUGGCCUGAGGAGAGUGCUGAGGGCUGGAUACGGCAUUCUGGAGGGCCACGUUUUUUGUUGGGUGCAAAAUAGCAUAAGAUACAAUGCCCCCCCCCCAAAAAAAAAACAAAUUUGCAAGUGUUUAAGUUGUAGUUUUCAACUAGGUCCAAUCCAAAACUAUGCAAGGAUGAAGACUGUACAUUUUUUCAUGUUACAGUGAAUUUAUUUGUGUGGGUUUCUAUAACCAUUGCAGAAGAUGCAAUCCUACGAAUGCACAAUGUUGAUCAGAACAUGCUGUGAGAUGAAUGCAAGUGUAGAUCCUAUACCCUGGUCAAAAGAGAGACACUUAACAGUGCUGUAGAUGGCACUCUUCAUCAAAUAAUAUGUAACAUUUCUGUUUUUUAAAGGAAGCCACAAGGCAGAUAGGAAUAAAUACACAAGUGUGUAUGGGUCUCCAUUGCUGAUAGUAAUCAGAUAAUUGUCAGAAAUUACUGAAAGCCACUUUGUAUCGCCGACUAGCUGGAUGUUGUAAUAUAGAAGUCACUUUUAUGUCUAGAGGUUUUUAAUUACAGUAUCUAAAUCUGACUUUUAUUACCUUAAGGAGAGCAGGUGCUGCCAGUUCUCAUUGGAAUCAUAACAUGAGAGCUUAUUCUUAAAUUCCUAGGCUCCGUUUUUUGGAGGCGGAGGAGCUAUUGUGCCUUUUCCUGUGCCUGGUCGAGGACAAUAUGAACACUAUCAUGCUAUUUUUGAUCAGAUGCAGCAACAAAAGGAAAAUAUUAAAGUAACAGAGGGAAGAGAUGCUGAAUUGAGAGAGAAACAUGGUCCAGAACCUAUUGAAAGGUAUGUCUGCCUUCGUUAAAAAGGAAAGAACAUGUCAUUCUAGAUGAAAGUAAUGAAAAUUGCUAUGCAUAUUUAUCUACAGAGGACCACCUGGAAUUCAUGCAGGAGUUCCUAAUGGGCCUGCAGUUCAUCAUCAUUCACCUGAUGCUGAUGCAAUUAGGAAAAGAAUGAAAAGAUUGGAGGAGGUGUCUAGACAAGCCAAUGCAAACAGGUUGGACUGAUGAUGUAUGGAUCUGUCCUGUGUGUGUAGGUUUCUGUCACCGUCUGUUUAGUUUAAUAACUAACACUAGAGUGUGAAUGACAGUAAUAGAUACACCAUAAUCAUCUGCCCGCCUCUCUAGAUCAGAGUGGUUAUACAAUAUUACUAAUUUCUUUAGGAUCCAAAAUGCUUACCUAUUUAAUAUAAGUUAACAAGCUUGCACAAGUACUGUAUAUUGUGCAAGCAAUAUAACAAUUGCAGGAGAGGGUCCAAGUAAAAAGGGUCUAAUUAUACUCAUUUUAUAUUUCCUAGAUUAUAUAAUUCAGAGCAGUAAACUUCAACUUUUUUCAGAUUACAUAGUUUUAACCCAAACAUUAGGGGAUUCAUUUAAUAAUGUUUUGCCCAUAUAUUUGUGUGGUGGUAAUGUUGUGAGCCACGCUAGGGCAAGACCAAGUAGUUGAAGACCAAUGACCCAGUGAAUAGCAACAAAAUUGUUGUAUCUGGCUAUUGUCCAAGAGGAUAUGUUUGUAUUUACUUCACACAUCAUAGGUUGCCCCUUUUUAAGGCCUCUUAAAAAUGUAUGACAGGCCACAGAAACUGGCAGGAUGAGGCUUUAAGAACAUGGAUUUAAGAUUUUAUUGUACACUUCUGCUGAAAUACCGCUGUUGUCUUUUAUAAUUGUAAUUUCUCUUCCAGCGCUUAUGAUGCAAAUAGUAUAUUAUGGAGAAUACAUUUCAGCCUUAAACAAAAAUAGACCUUGUUUUAAGCUGUCAGGAUUGCUUCUUGUUUAAAUUUGUCUUCCAAAGCAGUUCCAAGAGGGUAGAAAAACCUUCCCAACCUCGUUCUCACCAGACUCCCCUCAUCCGUGGCUAUCAACCAUGCCAACUGAGACUUGUGGGAGUUGGGAAUCUAAAACCUUCGGAGGGCACCAGGUUGGGGAAGGCUGGGGUAGGCAUUUGUGUGCUUUCAUUGCAAUCUAAAAACUCUCAAACAAAUGAAAAUUGCAGGAAGGGUGUUUUUUCCUUGAGGACCAGGGUUGGAAAACCUGAUGUCCUCUAGAGGUUGGACUCCAACUCCCAUCGCCCCCAGGCAGCAUGGCCCAGUGGUCAGGGAUGAUAGAAGGCUGAAAGCCUGGCUAAAGAGCAUCCAUGACCAUCAGCUCUAGGACCUUGCCCAAGAAAGAAAGCUUACACUUGACCCAUGCUGUACAGUGGUUAGCAGACUAUAUUUCUAAAUGUACGUGACCUUCGCUUGCUAGCCACCUGUUGAUCUUGAAUCAAUAAAGUGCUGAAUGAUGUCGCUGCAUUUAUUUGAAGUCUGCUGAAAUCUUAAAUUCAGUGUAUUUUCUCUACUAGUUUCCAGUUCCUCUUCUUGGUUAUAUAUAUAUAUUUUUCAAGUAAAGCAAACUCGUAAAAUGUUUUACUCAGGCAAAAAGGAUGGGUAGCCGCAGAAAGAGCUAAGCAAGUUGAGGAAUUCUGGCAACGGAAGAGAGAAGCCAUGCAAAACAAAGCUCGUGCUGAAGGACAUAUGGUAUGAAAUUUUACUUUCCUACUGUAUCAGCAUUUGAAUUCUAUUUUUUUAACAGUUAACUUCCACAUGAACUUGUAAAAUCUAUUAAUAUCUGCAGCAGGACAGUAGUAAUUCUUAAACUUUAGGAUUGUGUUAGAAGUAAUCCACAAAAAUUAGAUUCUGCAUCUUCCCAGUAGUUGACUUGCUUCCUAUAUCUAUAUUGAAUCUUAUUUUGUAUUCGGGCUGGUGGUAUGAGACAGGAGCUUAUAAAUCAUGCAAUCCAAAGAAGUAUCUUUAAGCUAACAGAAGAAUUUGCGCAAUGAAAUUUCUCACUCAUCCUGAUUACGGCUGCAAUCCUGACCAUGUCUGCUCAGAAGCAAGUCCCAUUGAGUUCAGUAGAACUUGCAGUUAGGAAAAUGAGGCUAGGAUUGUAUCUGAAAAAAAUUUUCCUGGUGUAUUUAAGGGUGGCUUGCCACGUAGUGUGGAGAGCUGCUCUCAGGAGGAGAAACCCUUGCAGCGUAUAUAGACUUUGGUAUACAGCUCUUUGGGGUGACCAAGGUACUAUCUAAGACCUCAGUUCAAAGUUCAGCUAUGCAGCACAUGCUCUUUUAGCCACUUUUAACCUAUUGUGCAGCUGAAGCUUUGUAUGUGAAAAAUUCAUUGACCUGUUUCAGGUUUAAUGGAAAAUCAUGGCCAUGAGUAAACCAUGCUGAACCUCAGGCUCAUGUGCUUUCCUAUCUUCCUUUUUCAUGUGCAAGAAGAGAGCAGAAGCAAACAAGCCACCGUUCCCAAAGUAUAGGCAUUACAGGAAGCCCUGGUUUGUUCAAAAUUGUGACCAGAAAUCUUCCAGUUAGCUUCUAACAUGCAAAGGAGAGCAGAAUGGGGGAGUUGAAAAGUCACCUCCUGUGACUUGUUUAAGCACCGGGAAAGCAUAGUUUCCUACUAUAUAUAUAAACUGAGCCAGGACAUGGGUGGCGCUGUGGUCUAAACCACUGAGCCUCUUGGGCUUGCUGAUCAGAAGGUCGGCAGUUUGAAUAUCUUCCCAUAAACUGAGUCAUUGUUGUAUUUUCCUUCUGGUUCAUGCCAUGCAUAACCACUGUGCUCAGGUAUUCAUGUUACUUUGGGCAUGGGGAAAACAACAACAAAACCUGAAUUAAAAAUGCUUUCCGUUUCUCACUGCAAAUCUGUUGCCAACUUUGGGGGUUUGGCACUCAGAUACGAAAAUCAAGUUUAAAUCAUUAUUAUAAAAACUCUUUGACUUUUCUCCCCAAGGCAUUAUAAAUCCAAAGGUAGCCUGAGAUCUCUUUUGGUUGAUAUUAUGGUGGUGGCUUCUGUGGUCCACACCCAUUCCAUGUCACAGACACAUGUCUUCAUGCUUUAGAGCAUUUGCUGGCAGAUACUUUCUCUGCUCAUGACAAAAUGUGUCUACACCAUAAAAUGAGAACAUUCCUAAUAAUCACUGCAGGUCAAAGAGUGAGGUGUGGCUAGAUAGAGGAAUAUUGGUGUAGAAAGAAGAAUUUAUUGAUCCUUUUUAUAGUUUGCAUACACUUAAAGUUUCCCAUUGCUUUUUUUAAAAAAUAAAAACUACCGUUAGCAUAUGAGUUACACUGUCUCGGAGGUGGCAGUGAUCUGUACAUGCACAAAACCCCAUUUCCAUACGAAGGGAAAUAGAGCAAUGUUUUAUUUCCCAAAUAGGAGGAGCAGCUGCCAUGGCAUGGCAAAUUGUCACCUGAAUUUCCAUUACCUUUCCUGUUCGCCUUCCUUCAAUCUCUGAUAGUGAAAUCUGUGUCAUGUUUUUCGGCUGGAAUGACCCACCCAUCUAUUUUUGAAAGAGUAGCUCCAUCUAAAAAGCCUAUAACUUACAUUAGGACAAGUUCACACCUUUUCUUCUUGGUCCUCUAGAGUAAUAGUUUUUUAGUGAGGUUUUAAUUUUAGUGAGGUUUUAAGGUGCUGCUAUCAGUAAAUUAAUAUGAGAGAAAUGUUAUCUGCCUGCAUGCAAUUAUGAGCCAGUUUGAAAACAGCAUCCCAUUCGAAUGGAGAACAGCUGUGCAGAAACAGAUAUGAAAAGCCCACACUUUAGAAACAGUGAGAGUUUGUUAUAUUCUACACUUUAAUUAGGUGUAAGGGGGGAAAUGUUGCUGCUUAGUCUUCCCUCCAUGUGGAUGAACUACUUGACUGCCUGUCUUAGUACUCAGGGAGUGUGGCUCAGAGCUUGUUCUGGAAUCAAGCAGACUUUACUUGCUCAGGAUCAAACUAUCCUAUCAAAGGACCCAAAUCUUUGCUGCCUUCUGCAGAAACAAAGCAAAAGAAGAGAUCACCUCUGUGAUUAUUAGCCCUGUGUAGUAUUGGUAAGAAUUUGACUGACUCAACAAAUUAUUGCCUUUCCAAAAUUACCCAAGUGCACCAUAUUAAAUCAAUAGCAACAAAUUUCAAUACUUUAUCACCUAUAAUAUGCCACUCGGGCAGCGAUAUGCAUUUAUGUCACCACAAUCGUUUGAAGAUUUUUGGAAGGUUUCUGAGGGGGAUUUAACCAAAAGCAUUCAUGUUAAACCAUGUUGCCAUGAAGCUUUGUUUUCAUUUAAACAAAGUGUUGACACUUGACUCAAUAUAUAGCAAUUAUACACUAAUAAUUCAUUGUGGCAGUGAAGUUCCAACAAUGCAUGCCAAAGUUCUAAACUGAACAGAUGUUACAGUCUUAAAGGCACAGUCUAAAAUAUGAGAUACAAAGGAACAAGAAAAGUGAAGCUUGGGUAAUUAAAUGACGCAGAGUGUAUUUUCGCUUUAUCUUAGCCAUUCAUUGAGGAAAAAAAUAGUAGAUGUUGAUAAAUAUAAGGUUAGAUAAUGUGGUGGCCCCAACCGUUCUUGAAUUUAAUACAUUAAAUGGUGAACAGGGCACCCUGCAAAACCUGACAGCUAUCUAUGGAGGCAGGCCCAUUUCUUCAAGAGGAAGGAAAGCCAGAAACAAGGAGGAAGAGGUAUGCUUCCUGCAUGUUUUCUGCCUUCAUUGCACAUAUAGAACCCUUUCCUGCCUCAUUUUUUCUGCAUGGGUUGUCAUGUAUAAUCAGAGGAAAGGGCCCCUCCUUGGCAUUCUAAUUAGUUUCAACUUGCAACUCCUAGAGUUGUCCCAUAGAUGAAUUAACAUACUUGUCACAUAAGUUAGUCAUGAGAAGUGAAUCAUUCCUAUGCCCUUAAAACAGAAUUUGCCCUCAUUGUCUUUUAAUAGCUCUCCUCCACAACUCCCAGGCCACCAGUGAUGGGUCCGCUGAAAUCACUUAGAAGUAUAGCAUUGAUACUCUUCCAUAAGAGAGUUGUUCCAUUAAUAUCCCACUCUGUGAAAUUGACAUGUUUAAGUUAAGUAUUGCUGCAACUUUCCUCUGACACUUUUUAAAUUUUUUAUGUUCCUUCAGGAAUACUUGGCAAGACUAAGGCAAAUUAGACUUCAAAACUUCAACGAACGCCAGCAAAUUAAAGCUAAACUUCGUGGAGAAAAGGCAAGGAUUCUAACCAUGAAGGCAUUUUAUUAUUGCUCCGUUCGCCUUGUUUUCUGCUUUGUUAGAUGAAACUGAAUUGUUUAUUCUUAGCUUGUCAACUAGAGCUCCACUGAUUGUGAUGUCGAGGUGGCAAUCUUCUUGAUGUCCAGCUCUUCAAGGAAAGGCUUUAUGCCUCCAUGGCUGCAUGCAAAGCAUUUGCUUUACUCAGCUACGGCCCUUAUCAGUGAGCCAAGUAUUCAAAUGCUCAUGUGGCUGCUUGGAUAUUUGAGAUGGAGUUCUAAGAGUUGAUGCAACAUGUGGCCAGGCUACUAAAGAUUGGCUCUUUUUGAUCCUGCAGCGCUCAGUCCAUAUGGCUCCCCACUGGUUAUAGUUGUCUCGUGGCAAGUUUUUAAACGAAUACCAUAUUGCAGGGCAUCUUGUAAUUCCACCCUAAGAUUCUUGCUUCUCAUUUCGUUUCAGUUAUGAAAAUGGAAAAUGACUCUCUCUCCCCCCCCCCCACAAAAAAGGGAAAAAGACUCCAUACUUGCAAAUGCAUAGAAUAUAAAUGAUUAUAUUAGACUUCAGAACUGGGAGUUGUGGAGACUCUGAUAUGACUAAUUUUAAUUUACUGGAAUAUUUGCGAGCAUUUUUGGAAAGUGCCCCAAAGUUCCUGUUAGGUCACAUUUCCCUGGGGUUAAGUUAUUAGGAAUUUCCAAAGGAAAUCCUCUCAAAAUUGUAUGCAUUAUCAUGCUUCCAAAUCCUGUCAAGACUAUGAAACUAUAAUAUAUAGCCUCAAGAGCUCCGUGCAUGAAAUUUAAUGAAACUUAUGAGAUUAAAAAAAUUAUUAGUAUAGCUUGCAGUGUUCUCUUCUGUUACUAGUCUGCUAAGUAUAUAAAUUUGUGAAUAACUGUUUUACAGAAUGAAGCUUGUGGUUCUCCUGUACAUGAAAUAGAUGAAGAAGCAGAGCUAAGGCGUAAGAAAAUUGAAGCGCUGAAGGUAAUGGUGAAAGAGUGGUAGAGUAGAACUUGCUGCGUUGAUUAAAAACAAAACGGUGGGUGAAAACAACAGCCAAUAGAGCUGUUUUGUGCACUGUUCUGCACAUGCUAGCAUUAAGAGCUUGCUGAGUGCCACAAUGGAUGGCAAGUUCCAUCACAUUUUAAGAAACGUUUUCAUGGAAGAUCAACGCAGGAACAAUUAUGGUGUAGGGCCAGGAAGUGAAGUGAGAUGGGGAACAGUACAGGGACCACUGGUGCUGACCACAUUGGUGCACAUGGCCGUUGCCAUGCCUGCUGCACCUCAUCAGUUGUGAUUGGGGACCUUCAGGAACAUGUUCAAUAUUCCUUGCCUGGUGCUGCUGUAGCUCCUCGUCUUCCUGUGCCUCUCAAGCUACUGUCUUGUAGUGCUGUACGAAGCUGCAACCGUGAUGGAAGGUAUCACAUUGAUCCUGAAAUGUGUUUUCUGUAAAGUCUGGAAGUUAUUGAGCAAAAGUGUGUAUGAGGUUUUCUAAUGUAGAUUUCAAGAAGAGCCAUGUAAGUAAUUGCUGGUGCAACAUAUUGUAUAUGCACUGGCCUUUAGAAAGCAGAGUGCCCCUUGCUGAAAAGUUGCUCUCUUUUUUGGUCACAUUACAAGGCACAAGCAAAUGCCCGGGCUGCAGUCCUGAAAGAACAGCUAGAACGGAAGAGAAAAGAAGCAUACGAAAGGGAGAGGAAAGCUUGGGAAGAACAUGUAAGAAAGAUGAAUUUUGACACUUCCUCUCUGCUGAUGCAGUUUACACUUAGAAGCUUAGAUUAGAAUUGUUUAAUUUCUUCUUGUAUUUCCAGAGGUCUUGGAAGUAAGUGUUCACAGCCUGAUGUCUUUUGCAUACUAAUUUUCGUUCAUUUUUUAGCAUUAGUGUGCUCUUAACCUUUACUGAUGGGAUCUAGGGCCUAGAACAGGCAUAGGCAAACUCAGCCCUCCAGAUGUUUUGGGACUACAACUCCCAUCAUCCCUAGCUAACAGGAACAGUGGUCAAGGAUGAUGGGAGUUGUAGUUCCAAAACAUCUGGAGGGCCAAGUUUGCCUAUGCCUGACCUAGAACAUAUCUACCCAAUCUUGUUUGGGUAGAGAAAGUAGUAGUGUCUGCUGGAUUAUAGCACAUACUUCAGACCAGGAGCACUUUAAUGAUGCCACAGUGUGCAUGAAUUUCUUCUUGUAGUGGACUGGUAUGUUUAUCUUCUCAUGUAGUACUGAGAAAAGCACAAGAAUAUGGAUAAGAAAUAAAGGAUCAUCACCAUUGCCCACAUAAACAUUUUAAAGAGCCCCCAAACUGCUUCCGCCUCCCCAGUUGCACAACACCAAAAAUGUACAAAUAGCACUACAUCACUUCUGGAGUGAUUGGGGAUGUUCUAGGAACUCUAAAAAAAUUACAUAUUUCAUAAAAGUUAAGUAUCCUUUUUGUGUUUAAUGAUUCUGUGCUAUUCUGCAUGUGGAGAUGCAGCAAGUUGCCAGAGAGCAAAGAACACUCACCACUAGCAACCCAAACUACUGCUCCAAUCUAAUAAUAGUAGAUCCAGGGAGUUCAUAUCAGACUGUCAUGUCCAUGGAAUAGAGCCAAUUUUUAAAAAUCUAAAUAGUUGAAUGAUCAUGUCUUAAUUAAAGAAGAAAACAAGUGAUAGAAUUUGGUCAGUUAAUCAGUCUGAAGCUGCUGUUUUUUUAAAAAAAGAAAAGCUCUUGCAGCUUUAUAUUUUUCUGUGACAGCUGGCUGGGAAGGAAUGAAACUGUUCUACCCUUUUCUAUUUGGUUGUUACAAAAUGGUAGCUUUUGAUUUUAGAGGCUGUCUUGCAUAGGAGAGUCAAAAUCUCAGAGGAAAGUUAAAACUACAAGGGGAUGUUUUUCAUCAAGUUGUGCCCUGGAGGCUCAAAAGUUCAGCCUAGGAGCCUGAUUCAUUAAGACGAAAUAGAAACUUAAUCAGGAGUCUACUCGCUUUUUGAUUAGCCAAAAGGUAGGGAAGGGGAGUGAAUAUAUUGUACAGAAGUGAAGCUAGAAAAUAGGGUGGUUAGUUGUGAAGUCAGGAACUUGAAGAGUUGCAAGACAGAAAACGGUCUAGAAUAUUUUGAGUGCUGAGUGGUUGAGGGCAUAGCUGGACACUGCAGCAGACAAAAGCCAGAAGAAGACCACAAAGUGACCCAUUAGCUAAACAGAGGGAUGCAAAUUAAUAAGCAUUGGUGUGGUUAGGGAAACAGUCUAGACUACGUAUAGCUGGAUUCAUUUAUCUCUGUUUAUAUCCACUUGGUGGCAGUGGUGAUAAAGGAAGAGCUGGUUGGUUUGGCUGGUUUGCUUGCCUCCCUUCCCUCUCACAAUGCAGCCUACAGGCUGUGCCGUUACACUAACACUUCAUCAUUGCCAUGUGAAAUGUAGCACAUUUUACGUUAUACCCACAGCUGGUAGCCAAAGGGAUAAAGAACCCCAUGGGAGCUGCAGAAUUAAGUCCCACACAUGGCAAGCAAGAAGGUGGAGGUUCCCCUACCAGGCUGAUGAAGCCCAUUUCACCACAAAUCAUCUCUAUGACAUCCGCUCUGAAGGAAGUGGGCGCGGUAAGUCGUAUAUAUCAAAGCAGUAACCACAUGUAUGUCCAUUCAGUGUGCAAGUGUCAGGAAGAGAAUAUGAUUCUCAGUGCUCCUCUCAAGAAUGAAAAUUGUCUGUGCAUGCACAAAACCACUACUGUAUUGUGUUCGACAUGCUUUUUAAACACACAAAUUGAUUUGUGUGAAAAAUUGGCAUGAAAAUUGGCCUUCUCAUAGAUUAACAUUGCUAUUGUAGAAAUUCUGCCUGCAAGGAAUACGUCAACAAUGGUAUGCUGAAACAUUCACUGCACAGCUGUUAAUGGCAAGCAUUGUUUUCCCCACUGUUCUUUCUCGUACUAAUUACUGUAUUUGACACAGUCUUUCAUGUUGUUUUGUUGCAUGUUUUGGAUUUUAAAGGAUGAAAAUGCGUCGGUCAUCCAGGAAGCCUCAGUAGAAGCAAAACCUGAUGUUGCUUUUCAAGUAAGUUAAAUUACUUCAGCUUUGUUCUAUACUUCGGUUUUUUAGAGGUUUUGCUUUUUAUGUAAUGGGUUGUUUUGUUUUUUCUUUCCUGCUUCAGAACAAGCGAAACAUACUCCGAAGACUGAAUGAAAACCUUAAAGCACAGGUAGAUAUAAAAGAGGAAAAUGAACCUAAAGACAUCUGUGAGGUAGCUCUGCCUGAUGAGAAGAACCAGCAUCAAGAAGAAAACCAUCCGGUUCCACCUGAUCGUAAGAAAUGGGAGGCUGGGGCUCAACUUGUGGUUCCUCUAGCACAAUUAACAAUGGAAGCAUCUUUCACUGGUACAGAGGGUAAGUUGAUUUGUUAAAGUUUGUUAACCAAAUCAAGCGAAUUGCAAAGAUUGCACUUACUAGGUAAUACCAUCCUGCUUAAGUUAGUUUUGAACUUGCUUCCUCAAAGAUUUGUAAGUUGCAAACUGUUCAGCCACAUAGCUUGGAUAGACCCAAUCUUUCUCCUUUUCUCCUAAGUCUACUCUCCAUUCACAAGUCCUUUUCUCUCACUUCCUUCCUCCCUUACCCUAAUUAUGUCACAAAGUUAGCAGCUGUGUGUUCCCCAACUGGCAGUGAACAAGGUGCAGACCUUUUGCAGUGUCUCACAUCCAGCAGUUAGCAGCUUGAAACUGAAUUAUAUAUUACCACCCAUUUUGUGGACUACAUGGUUUCUGUGAUAUUUCUGUGCACUGGAAUUCCCAGCUCACUUGGGUUGUAUCCAACACAGCAAACUUCCUCAUUCACCAUGGAACUUCCCCUUCCUCUUCUCUCCCCUUCUCUAGCCUCCUGUGCAUCCUCAAAAUUGGCUCCAGUGGUUUUGAGGGUGUGGGAGGAGUGGCAGGGGAGCAAUAGAUAAAAACCCUUUGGAUUCCUGUGCCAUAAGCUUUGACAUUCCAUUCGGAAUGUUCCCUCUUCUCCAGUUAUAUUGCUUCUUCUAUCUUUAUUUUGGAAGUUGUAUCCAAAGAGCCUUCUAGAGGUUCCCUCACUGCGAGAAGUGAGGUUGCAGAGAACCAGGCAGAGGGCCUUCUCGGUAGUGGCACCUGCCCUGUGCAAUGCCCUCCCAUCAGAUGUCAAAGAAAUAAACUAUCUGACUUUUAGAAGACAUCUGAAGGCAACCCUGUUUAGGGAAGUUUUUAAUGUUUGAUGUUUUAUCGUGCUUUUAAUAUUCUGUUGGGAGCCGCUCAGAUGGGCGGGAUAUAAAUAAUAAAUUAUUAUUAUUAUUAUUAUUUAUUAUUAUUAUUUAGAUUUUGGAGGAGUGACAAACGGCCCUACCACCCCACUCCUAAAGAGAACUUUUUCACUUAGUGGAGAGAGAGAGAGAGAGUUGUUACCUUAAAAAAAUUCUGUUCUCCGAUUCAUUGCUUUUGCUCUAGAAAAUAUAUAAAGGAAAGGAAAUAUUAAUUCUCAGAUUUCUUGAUCUAAUUUCAUUGUAUUUAACCUAAUCUAAUUGCACUGAAUCAGAAUGUUUUGUUUUAAUAAACAUUUGUAUUGGUUUGCAUCUGUGUAUCGUAGAAGCAUUUGCAGCCCAUUUUGUUCUCUUUAUACCCUUCAAGAAUAAAUUAAAUUGGGAUGGUAUGUUCUUUACUGACAGAUCAUUACUCUUUUGUCUUUCAUUGAAAAUAAGGGGGGAGGAAGCCCUUUCUAAAGCUUUUUAUGUCAACAUGUUAAAUAUUUCCCUACAGCACAGACAUUAGGAGAGGUUAUUAAGCUAGACGCUGCUGAACCCCAACGAAAAGUCUGGGGCAAGAGCCCGACCGAUUCAGUAUUGAAGAUACUUGGAGAGGCUGAGUUACAACUUCAGACUGAUCUGCUAGAUGACCUAAGUAUUACCAACGGUAAGGAGAAGCUGAAGCUAUGUUAAGUUUUAAAAAACUUGUAUCAGGCUUAUAUUUUGCACUGAAUCUUUCAUGAGUGGUGGUUUAGGAUAGACCUUUGGACUACUAAUUUCCAUUUAUCCUUGAUUUAAUAACAGAGUAAAGCUUCCAUUCUGAAUAAAACCUGUUCUUGUUCUCUCUAACCCCAAGCAGUAGCAAUUCAAAUCCAGGCACCUCUUGCGCUGUGAAGCAUUGUCUAGAAUCUGUUUUCUCUCUUCUACUUACAGUGACACAUUAAAUUGGACUUUAAUACAUGGAGUGAAAUUACAGGGGACCAAAACAGGCAUAGUAAAAAGGAAAUCAUUUUAUUAUGAUGAAAAAUCAAAUUACCUUUUGAUAGGUUAAUAACAAUUAUAAGGCACACUUUCAUUUGUUGAAGUGUUUUCGCUAUUUAAUACAGACUUGAUGCCAUUUUAAAACAUGUAUUUUCUUAAAAACUGGUCCCUUUAAUAUUCCUGAGUGUAAAAGACUGGAACUUAACAGUCUCAUACAAUUUAAAAAAUGCAUACAAUUUCCAGCUGUUUGUGUAAGACUAAAAACAAUUCACUGUAUUUUUCGCACCAUAGGACGCACCGGACAAUAGGACGCACUUUGUUUUAGAGGGGGGAGAACAAGAAAAAAAAAUCUCCCCCUCUCUGCCCAGCGCCCCUUCAGCGAAGGGGCAGGAGGGGGUGUGCAGAGAGGGGAGAACUUUCCCCCCUUGUUUUCCCGCUCUAAAACAAGGUGCCGUUUAAGGUGCGUUCAGGCGGCUACCUUGGAAGCCUGGAGAGCGAGAGGGGUCGGUGUGCACUGACCCCUCUCGCUCUCCAGGCUUCAGGUUCCUUUCGACCUGCUCUUUGGGGCUGGCGGGGGGAAGCCCACCACCAGCCCCAAAGAGCAGUUCAGGGAGCAGCGGAAAGGCGCAGCGGAGAGGCUCCUGCCAUAGCCGUGCGUCACCUCUCCAGCCGGGAGAGGGUCGCGGGGCUAUGGCGUCUUCGCUCCAUAGGACGCACACACAUUUUCCCUUCAUUUUUGAAGGGAAAAUAGUGCGUCCUAUAGAGCGAAAAAUACGGCACUUUCGGACCCAUUUGAAUGUUGCAAUAAACCACAGUUUGUCUUAAAUUGGGUUGGCUAACCCCUUGUUUGGUGGCCUUCAAGCAACUUUUUCUUCUCAUCCAAGACCCUACUGAAUUAAUCAGUAGCAUAUAUAUAUAUAUAUAUAUAUAUAUAUAUAUAUAUAUAUAUAUAUAAAACCCCUUGUUUGGUGGCCUUCAAGCAACUUUUUCUUCUCAUCCAAGACCCUACUGAAUUAAUCAGUAGCAUAUAUAUAUAUAUAUAUAUAUAAUUUUUUAAAAGUAGGCAUAGCACUAGAGGUGGAAGGAGAAGUUUAAAUCCAGCACCCUGAUGGGAAUACAAUCACUCAAUAGACAAUGAUCAGCUAGAUCAUUUGAUGAACAGGGAGGGGGCAAUAACUCUUCUCAACAGAUCUGCAUGUGUGUUUUAUGUGUGUUCACACAUUGAGGUGGCCACACCUAUUGCUGGCAUGCAGCCUGAGGAGGGCUGGCAAUGGGUGAAUGCAAAAGUUUAACCACACCAAUCAUGAUUAAACUAUGCUUUAAGAACAUGUGUUCCCCCUGUCACAGGGAGGAGCUUAAACAAGCCAACGCAGAACAUGGUUUCCUUUGUUUCAAACAAACCACAAGCCAGAAAUAAACCAAAGUUUGCUCUUGGUCUGUUUCUGGCUUACCACUCAUUAUUUGUUUGAAACAAAACCAGGGGGCCAUGGUCAGAUGGCACAACAAAUUGUUGGAACUACAGUUUGUGAGAUCCACGAGCAAUAGAGGAGAAGCCACCCAAAUUGUCAUGCAGCAAGAAGGAAACAUGUUCAUUAUUAAACUAUUACUUAAGACAAACUGUGACUUAAGACAUGUUAACGAGGCUACUGUAAGGAUGCAAGUUUGUUUUCUUCCUUUUAGUAAAGAAACCUGCAUUUAUUAAUUCUGGACAGCUUACAUUUUUACCACACAUCUGUGCUGCAACAUAUUCAACGAGGUGUAUAUUUAAGUGGCAAUUUAUUACUUUGCUAUAGAUGUUUCAAAGGAACCAUUAACAGUGAGAGACAACAGUGAAAUGAAAGCAGAAACUCAUGCCAGAGAGGAAUCAUCGACUGAAGUUGAGAAUACUGAAAAGACGACACAAGAAAGCUCUCAAGCAUCUGAAUCUACCCAGUUGACAGCCAGGCCUGAUCUGAUAAACGGUAUAACUUCCCAGUUCCAAAUUUAUUCACACACCCACACCCCUGUUUUUAGUAAGGAGCAGAGAAAUGCUGUUAAUGGAAGUUUAAUAAUUAAUAAAUUAGGGCAAUACAAUGUCAAAAAUAAUUUAUGCAAAGGUAACACGCUGAAGAGUUCUAAUAAAAUUCCAAAGUUCUCUUAAAAUUUGGCCUCUGCUUAUAGUUGCUUGUCAACUGUGCAUCUUAGCACGGACGGCUUAUGAGAGCUAAAUAAUUGUUUCAGUGCCUUCCCAUAGGACAUAUGUGUUUAUGCAUAACAAUUAUAAAUAGCUUUUGUGCCUCCUGCUAAAUUUUAAUAUCCCUUAGGAAUUGUGAUGCAAGUAAAUGCCUUUAGCACAAGUACCGCUUCUUUCAUUUGUGAACUUGUUUCCACAGAGCCUGAAGACUUGGAAUCAGAAUUGUUAGAAGAAACCAAAGAAGAUAAAUGCAAAGCAAAUAUAUUCCCUGUCAUUGCUGAUGUGUGGGUUAAAGAAAGAGCAGAAGCAAAGGAAAUUGUGUAAGUCACCCUCCCUUUUAUGCUUCCACUGGUAUAAAGUUUCAUUUUUGAGAGUAAAAUGAGGAAAUAUAUUGUGUGUGUGUGUUUAUUUCCUGGCUUUGGUCAUCUUUCGCAGGUCAGAAGAUCCUACUGAUAGUAGCCAAUAUGAAAACGAAGAUCUUCCAGAGGAUGGGCUACUAAAAAAAAUGCCACUCCAUGAUGAAGCAUCCGUAGGUCAGCAGUCAUAUUAUUUAUACUUCUUAUAAUCUAAAAUGGAAUUUGAGAUUUUGGGGUAUUCUGUAUGUCUUUUGCCAACGUGAAUUGGAAUACUUAGGUUGCAAUUCUGUGUCCCACAAAGCCCUGCUGCUUCUGAGCAGACAUGUAGGAUUGAAGUGUAAACAGAGAGUUAAACUUAACAUGUCUUGUUCUUCUGGUCUGUAGGGAGUAUAGUAGACAGGAGAGGGUUAAUUUCCCUUCAAGAGGAAAGCCCAGGCCAAAUAGCAGCAACAACAACAAAAUUUGUGUCUUUCCUGGAUAGGAGGGAUCUUCCAGUUACAGGACAACUUUCCAGUGUAGAAAUUUCUUAUGGGGGAAAAAACCAUAAGCAGAUAAUCACAUUUAUCAACAAAAGAACAGUAAUGAAGAAGAAAAAAUAUGGAGGGAAAAGAAGGAGGAGUCCAGUGGUGUCCCUAACUGAGAACUGCUAAGGAAAACGGUGCAUGCUAGAUUUGCAAACAACCCUCUGUGAUUUACACUCUCUGUGGUUUGGUUGUUUCUAUUAAGUGUGGGUAGACCUGUCUGCUCCCCUCUCCACUGACCAGAAGAACACUUCAUAGUAAGUACAAUGUUCCACUCUCGGAACAGCGGGGGAGCAGAAAGCAAAAGGAUAUCAUCAUAUCAGGGUGGGAGGAACAACUCUUUAUAGCUGCUGAUAUUGUACUUUCCUAUGGAGGAAUAUUUGAGGAGAAGCUUGUUGCAUGAAGGUGGACAGUUGACCUAUUGAUCCUCCUGUUGAAGGUUCUGGUAGUGUGCUGUGACCAAGCCAUCCAAGGUACAUGUUAUGUGUGCAGAAAAGGCUGUUACACCCUUGCAGGCGCAUGGCAUUCGUGAGCAUACUAGGUCAGGCAACAUGUAUUCUGACUCCUCUGUUCAUUAUGUUUCUUCCCUGUAUGCCAGUAUGGAAGCAGUUCUGGCAUAGACUGGGAGUAUUGGCCCAUGAACACAACUUGAGGAGACUUCUGAGUGCCAGACAGACAUUGGGUUUCUGCCAUUCCAUAUCCUGGGAAAAUGGGGUUAAGAUGGUUCUGUAGGAUUUAUAUUUCUGCAUACCAGGAGAAGGUAUGACUGCAGCCUGUGGGCAGUGGCUGGCUUGGAGUUAUCUGUCCUAGGGGAUUCUUUACAAGGAACCAUCCAGACCCAGUUAACAAUGGAUGUAACCAUGCUGGACUGAGGAACACUUGAUAUGCUAUAAUCCAUACAUUUAGCCCUGACCUCAUUGGCUGCCAAGGUGCAGGCAGAAAAACGUGUGGUUCUAAGCAUGCAUCUUCCACCAUGAGCAGAAAUGUUCCCCAACUUAUAUAAACCUUACAGAAAACUACAUUUUGAUGAGGUGUGCGCUUCAGCAGUUCUUUAUGCUUCGAAACCCGGGAGACAAGGUUUCAGUCUUAAGGUGACAUUGAUAACCUCUAAGAGACUUGCAUAGAACAACUUCAUAAAUGUAUUUCCAAAAGUUGUGGAAAGAACUACAAUUCCAGGGAAAAGUUCAGCUAGCAGGCCAUGCACUAGAGGGACCUUUCAAGCCACUCAUGGAUUCAUGAGAAUUAUUAUUUAUUUAAACUGUAGCUAUCUAUAGAAGCGCUUUGCUCUUGCCCUCGGAAAUAGGUCCUUGAUCCCUGAGGACUUGGGGAAAGAGUCAGUUCACUAAAUGGAAGCAAUCUGCUGCUCCUAUUCUGAUGGCUUCAAAAAAGAACCCUGUUGCUUCUGCCCAGAUAGCUUGCUAAAAGAUCUUGUCAGACCUAUACAGUGGUACCUCGGGUUAAGUACUUAAUUCGUUCCGGAGGUCCGUUCUUAACCUGAAACUGUUCUUAACCUGAAGCACCACUUUAGCUAAUGGGGCCUCCUGCUGCCACCAUGCCGCCAGAGCAUGAUUUCUGUUCUCAUCCUGAAGCAAAGUUCUUAACCCAAGGUACUAUUUCUGGGUUAGCGGAGUCUGUAACCUGAAGUGUAUGUAACCCGAGGUACCACUGUAUUUGUUCUAGAAGAACCCUGGGCUCCUGAGUUAUGAACUGUCUUUCAAUAGACUAAUGAACAGAAGGGUCUAUUCAUUCAGUCUCUCUUGCACACAUUUUCUCAAGCAUGCAGACACUAUAAGGAGUAUUUUCAAAAACCUGGUGAGGAAUGGUGACUCUUAACAUUGAAGGGAAACCCUUUUACUUGGAAGGAACUGGCCAGAGGGGAAGGGAAGGAGGGAGCCUGGAAAUUGCCAUCUGUCCCCAUUUUGUCUUUACACAAAGGCUAGGCCUCAGCAAUGUCAUCUGGUACUUGUCACAAUCCAACCCUCUGCCUCUAACACACUAGCCACACUAACAGAUAACAAAUUGGAGAGGCCGUUUAUGGGUAAGGGAAAGCUAUAGCACCCUUACCCAUGUAGUCAUUUUGCUCUUAAAAGCUUGAACUCUUCCAUCCACCACCCACUUUGAGGGAUUUUGGGGCAGUCCCACAAUUAAUUAGUAAUUUUCAAGGUAAGGUAAUGCAAGGUGCAGCAUCGGCCUACAGCAUAUCUUAUUUCUGCAGUAAAUUAUUGAACUGCACCUAACACUUUUUUUAAACGAGGCUUGCUGGAAUGUUAACCUGUACAUGUAUUUGUAAAAUGGUGUGUUCUCUCUCGCUCCAGAUACCCAUGAUUCCAUGCAACCUGAACCCUUUUUUCAGAAAGUGGUACAGCAUCAAGCAAGAUUAACAGCUUUUCCUGUUCUGUCGGCACAGUCUUCCCUUGAUGAUUCCCUUCCAACAAGGUCACGCUCUGUAUCGCCAGAAAAAACAAAAGGCAAAAACUCAUUGUUGAUAGGGCUUUCUACUGGUCUCUUUGAUGCGAACAACCCAAAGGUAAGCAUUUAAAACAAACAAACAAAAAAAAAAAAAACCUUAAAUGUUGCACAUGGGUGUAUUUGCUGCAUGGGUAUAUAAUGCUUACAGAAUUGUUGCAUUUUAUAGACUACAAAAGGAUUAUAUACUUGCACCCGUGCAACUGUUCUUUGUAAUACUAGAAAUGCACAAAAAAAUUAGAAGUGCUACUUGGGAGAUUGUUUUUUUAUUAUGAUUGGGGGCAACCUCCUGAAGAUGCACCUGAUACUAGUAUACUAUUGUGUAUAUAUAGAUAUAGAUAUAGAUAUAGAUAUAGAUAUAGAUGGAUAGAUAGAUAUCAACAUAUAUAUUUUUGGAAAGUAAUAAAGGAGAAUUCAUAAUUUUAGCAUGAAAACUGUUCUUGAUUCUUCAUUCUCCCAUUUCCCCCCACUCUGGAAGAAAACAUACAGGAGCUACUUGUUACUAUCAUAACUAUGCUAAUAUAAAUUUACAAGUUAUUUUUGUUAUUAUGGGCACACGUUCACAUUCUUGCUGGUUGGUCUGGUCUGCUCGUUUAAUGCAGUAUUCCUUUUUAGCUGCUGAGAACCUGUUCGCUCCCUGAUCUUUCCAAGCUGUAUAGAACACUAGUUGAUGUUCCCAGUGUUGCUGAUGUGCAAAAUCAACAGAGUCUUGAAAUAGAUGACAUGGAGGAUGAGCCCAUCAAAGGAGAACAAUCUGAUUCUGAAGACAUGUGAGCAAAAAAACACACUCAAAAACUGGAAAAGUAUCUCCAUAAAGCAUUAACUUAAAAGCUUUUUGUUAAAAAAAAUCUUUUAAAAAUCUAGUACAUCUACACUAAAAUAACUGGCUAUGUGGUAAUAUCUUGGUGGCUUUCCUCAAGGGAAUAAAAUUAAACCAAUGUGAUGCAGUGAAAAGCAAUGAAAAAGAAGACUUGAAAAUGUGAUGUAGAGUUUUAUCUUCUGUUUACAAUAGGCUAAGUACCGACUGUACCUAUUACCAAAUCACUACUUCUUUUGCUGUUGCUGUCCUUCACAGAAUGCUUAAAAUGUUCAAGCUGUUGAGUGUGGAAGAGCUAGUCACAGAAUUGUGUUGUUCAGUGCAUCUGCUGCUGAGGGAAAUUGAAUGCCAUUGGCUAGGGAAAGACACUCUCUGGGCCCAUUGGAAGUGGAGAGAGAGCAGAGAAUGAUGGAGGGCUGAUGAGCUGUUUAGGAGGUUACUGUCUAGGGGCCUUUCCACACUUCUCUUUUAUCACAAUAUAGUUGCUGGGUGUAUUUAUUUUUUAAUUUUUUAGCAUGCUUCCACACAGCAUCAUAAUUAAUCAGCAGGUAUUCCAGAAAAAUGUAGUCAUAAACCACUUUUUCGCCUAGGAAAAAAAACAUCCUAACAUUCUGUGAAAGAUCUGGAAUGAAUCCUCAAUAAUUUUUGUGUGUGUGGAAUUUGUUCAAGCAUCAUCCUGCUUUCUCUGUUGGGAGGUGCUACUGGUGGAUAUUGUUCUACAGUUUUGAAUAUGUUUUCUGUCAGGCCCAACGUUAGGCCAAGAAGCAGCUUAUCUCCUUUUCAGUCGUUCAUACAGAUACUGAUACCAUGUCAACAUAUUGCCGAUGACAAUGAUCAUUAUCUGCAGAUAAUGUUCAGUCACAAUAAUAAGGUUCACCAUAACACAAGACAGACAAAACUUGGUCCUUCCUUCUAUUCUUCUGAUACACCGUAGGGUUUGAAUACCCAGGCCUUGUGCAGAAAACAAAAAUGGGGAAGAGAUUUUGGUACCCGGCAUGCAUGUUCUCUGACAUUUGCUGGUUAGUGGAGCACAAGAACUAGAUGAGACAUAAAGUGUGUGCCUGCAACUCUUCUCGAACCAGGCACAACCAGCCAUUACUGUAGAUGGGGGGAAAACCGCACUCGGUCUCCCGUGUACAGCUACAGUUGACUGAAUACCCUAAGUUCCAAAUGUGCUCAAAUAAACAUUGGAUCCAACAGUAACUAUACCACUAUAAAAGCUAGAUGUGGAAAGGCCGAGAUUUUAUCAAUAUGUGCUUUUUUAAAAAACUCUACUGAAACAUUCCCUAUCUUCUCUUGGCAGUCUUUUCAGUUGCCCAGCUGCUCAUAUAGUCCUUGGUUUGGUUCCUAUGUAUUCAAAGCAUGCAUCUUGCUAUAUCUUUAAGAUUCAAGGGCUGAGGAGCAGUUGUGUUUUUCUACUGUAGCUAAUGGUUUCAUAAACAUGAGUGAUUUUAUUUGGGAGGAGAGAAUUUUACUGCAUACUGAAUUGGUUAGCUAAACAAACAUAUAGUAAGCAUUUAUUGAAAGUGGUAGAAGCAGUUAGAAUUUUCAUGCUUUGGCCACUCAGCAUCCUAACCACAGAUCCACUCUAAAAACAGGCAGUGGUCCACAAACCCUUCUUACCAAUAGUGCCAUCUUCCUCAUCACUCUCUUUCAAGGCCUUACCUGAUGUGAUGUGUUUGGCAGUGGGACAAAGAGCCAUAUUUGGGUUUCAAUUCCCCUUCCCUGGUAUCUUGAGACACUUCGAUGGCUUUCCAUUCACAGCUUAAAUAUGGUACAGCACAGAGCUUCUUUUUCCAGACCUGAUAUUUCUUCAUUCCCCAUCAUGACAGGCUAAAAAUCAAGUUAAAAGCUGAAUGCUUCAUCUACUGUCUUUAAGCAAUAUAACCUCACAAAGAAAGUUGGAAGGCAAAGGUUCAAUGGCAUAAAUGGCAUUUAGUUACUUACACACACCAAAAAUAAAUCAUAUUCAUUUCAAUACAUUUAAGGGCUAAUUCAUAUGUUACCUUUAGCAGUGUAACUGCUGUUUACUCUAGACUCUUAUGCUAUGGUGGCAAUUUAUAAAUAUUUUCUAUGCUUUGGUACUUUGCAUUGUACUUUCCAUAAGGAUAUUACCCAUACAACAUGGCAGCAAUCUAUAGAGGAGUGUUUUUGCUGCUGCAUCCACAAAGUAAGAGGUAGUUCAUGGCUCAGCCCUUCACAAAAAACCCCCAAACCCUAACCCUGUUUAAGACCUACUUCUCCUGGAAUGAAGUAAUAGUAUGCAAACAUUUUGCAUUGCAGUAUGUUUGGGGAGGCAGAUCCAGAUUUGCAGGAGCUUCAGGCUUCAAUGGAGCAAUUACUUAGAGAGGAGCCCAGCGAUGAAUUCAGUGAAGAGGAAGAAGCAACGUUAAAAGCUGAAUGCCUAGCAAAUGGUACAGAAGGGGAUGAGGUUGACAACAAUAUCAGCAGCGAAAGUGUGCUUAAUGAAGAAUGGCAUUCAGGUAUAUCUUCAUUCCAGUUGAAUGGUUUGUUCUUACAGAAUCAUAACUCUAAACGGUUUUGGUCCGUGUGUGUCUCAAACUUGGAGAUAAACUCACUGAUGAUCCUGACUGGCUUCAAAUCAUUUCUACAACUUGGAAAGGCAAACUCCUAAAAUAAGUUAUAGAAAUGAUACACGUAUUGUUGGCGGUGUAUCUGUUAAGUUAGUCCUCCUGUUUUAUCAGUCUAAUAAGUUAGAUACAAGGUCUGUUCAGCAUUAACUGAACAAAUAUCUAAUUUGAGACAGCACUACUGUUAACAUAGUUAACUGCAAAAUGUACAUUCAAAACAGCAAAAUGUAUAUUGUACUGCCAUGCAGAUUGCAGUACAUGAAGCACAUUACUAUGCUAGAUCAAACCAAAGAUCUGUGUAGUUCAGCCCUACAUCUACAGGGCUUACAGACUCCCCAGUGUCCCUCAAAAGUGUGUCUCCCAAGUUUGUACACAUGCAAUGCAUUAAUCUACAGAGAGGGGGUGCCUUUGUACAAUUCCCUCCUGAAUAACACAAGAAGACAGGAUCGCUGCUUUUGUGCAAAGUAUAUGAGAAUGCACAGCUUUUAUAGGUUCUUUCUUAAAUAUUCUAUGUAUGUGGUGAAUGUGAUAAGUUUUUCUGAAGUUUUAUUCAUUCUAUAAUUUUGCCUCAUUCGGCCUUCCAGAGAAAGUAUGCUCAUAGUAAGUACUGAAACUUCUCUGGAUGGGGUGAAGGAAGUGUUCAACCACUAAUGGAAUGUUCCCUAGCUUUGUUCAUGUGGGGUGGAUAUACAUUGGUCUGAUUAUGAAAUCAAAGUUGAUGACAUUUUUUAGCGCAGCUGGCCACCAGGGAUGGGAAGUGGUUCUGCCCCACUGCAGCACCCGUCCAUCAAGCACUGUGAAGCCCUCAAGCUCCCCUGCCACCCAGAACCCCAACCUCCUACACACAGCAGCCACUGUGCCGCAAUACAGACCCCCCUGCCACCCUAAGACCCCCACCAAUGUCCUACAGAGCCCCCCAUACACCCAGUGCAGACCACCCCCACCCCUGACUAGCUGUGCUACUGUGUUGAUGCAAAGAAUUACUACAAAACAGGUGGAACAUUAAAAUGCUUCCCUGUGUUUCUAUUGCGUAGACAACAGUGAUGGUGAUAAUGCCAGCGAAUGUGAAGAGUAUGACAGCGUGUUCAGUCACUUGGAAGAGCUGAGAUAUAACCUGGAGCAAGAAAUAGGCUUUGAGAAAUUCAUAGAGGUUUAUGACAAAAUAAAGGUUUGUGGGAUAUUUUACACAAAGGAAUGUGAAGGAAAAUUGUCGUUAUUAAUUACAGUCCAUCGUUGCAAGGUGUGAACUUAAAUUAAUCUGGUUAUGUGUCAGUUAGUUGUAGGGCGUAUGGGGUGUUAGAGGAGGCUGUAUGAGGUAGCUUGUUCACCUUCGUUCUCCACUUUGCACUGAGUUCUCACCUCUGGCUUCUAGAAGCUAUUUGCAUGAGACAGUGGCCACCCUUCGGGAACGGCUUCAGCGGGCUGGCUAAACCAGGGGAAAGUAGCCGAUGAGUCUCAAAGCCUUGGUGCGUUAGGGACUUCCUCUGCAUGCAAAGACGAGCUCUAGCAGACUGAAAAGACGAGAGCUAUAGUGGGGUCCAGUGGUCAAGAAGGCAGUUUUUGCAUGUGCCAUAGGAGGAAGUGAGGGACAGAUGGGGCUUGUCAACCUAGGAAGGUAGGCCGUCUAGAAGAAAACUCUGAUCCUGUGCCUCUGUUGCCUUGUGGAAUAUCUUCAGGACAAGAAAAGCCUAAGGAAUAAACCCUACACAGAUCCAGAGUGCAGUCCCAAAAACGGUUGGAUGGCACUUCGUUAUCCCUUCUUCUGGCAGUUCCAGCAGCCAAGCUAAUGCCAAAUGUAUUGCUCUGUUUUCCUGUGAACCACAUCAGUGAGGCUGAGAGGGGGGUCUUGUCUGGGCAGCCCAGGACCUCCAUACACACUGCCCAAGCUUGUACCCCAGAGAGGUCAUUUUGGUGCUGCUAACGCAGCAGUUUGACUUCAUCCCCAGAGGCAUGCUCCAUUGUCUCUUGAGACAGCGGGUGCCAACAAUUAGUUGUCAUAUUUUGGCUUCCAGAGAUGAUUACACCAAGUAAAAAAGAAGCAGAAGUUGCAUUUCUUUCUGGAUUAUUUUUAAAUUUUUCAGCAUUUCAGAAAGUACAUUUAUGUUCCUUUUCUCUUAGGCUAUACAUGAAGAUGAAGAUGAGAACAUUGAUAUUUGCUCAACGAUCGUUCAUAAUAUUUUAGGAAAUGAACACAAAUACCUAUAUGCCAAAAUUCUUCAUUUAGUAAUGGCAGAUGGUGCUUAUCAGGAAGGUAAAUCAUCUGUUUACUGUAUUCAUUCAGCACAGUACAUUCUAUGCCACCUGUUCCAUAGAUUCCUGUUUUGUUUGUUGCUGUUGAAAUUGCUAAUUCUAAUAUACACUGGGAAGUUACACAAGGCUCCCCACUCACAAAUGUUGUUUUUAAGUAUAAUUAUUGAUGUGCAUACACAUUUUCCCUCAGUUUUUAACAUCUACUGCCAGACUUGUAUCGUAAAACCAAUAGAAUAUAUACAUUUACAGUUUGUGUACAUUACCAGCUUCAAGGACAGAACAAAUUCUUAGGAGAUAUUUACAACAAAUUCACAAUUGUCCUAAGAAAGGCCAUACUUCUGUAAACUACCUUUUUUUUGUUGAAAUCUGACUAUUUCAUGUAAUAAAGAUGAUAAAAUGGCUGCUUAUAAAUGUAGCUGUUCAGUGCAGACUUAACUAUGAAUGAAAGGUCAGAAAUGUUAAAAAAUGGACAGGGAAGGGUAUCAUGGAGCUAACCACGAUGCACUUUUACAUCUGCAUGCUGUUAAUGCUAACCAGGAUUUGUAUUCCUCGUACUAAUUUCAAGCUACUUUAAAUCACCGUUAUGUUAACAGUAGCAGAGGUAACACUGAACCAUGGUUAACUUCUAAAGAGAGAUGGAGAAAGGAAUUUGCAGGAGGGAAGGAAGUGUCUGAGCCUGCCACUUACAAGUCUCCUAGCUAUGAUCACAUUUAUUUGUUUAAUUUAUUGCAUUUAUAUCACCUUUCUGCCAAGGCACUCAACAAUUUUAAAACACUAAAAUAAUAUAAAAUGUAAAGACGGCCUUCAGGUGAGCAGGGAACACAGUCCACCUAGAGGAGAUCCUGAUGUUUUCUGUGCCUGUCUCCCUCAUACUUUCCUUUUCCACACAGGGCAGAUGGUUUCGUGGGGAGCAGUCUGACUGGGGUAGACCCUGAUGUUGUCUUUGCCUCCUUCACUCUCCUCUUCCUUCUCACAGGGCAGAUGGUAUCUGUUCAUCCUGGGGGUGGUGGAGGAUGCUUUAUCUACUCUACACCAUUAUCACUAAUAUUUACCAUAUUUUUCGCUCUAUAAGACACACCUGACCAUAAGACACACCUAGUUUUAGAGGAGGAAAACAAGAAAAAAAUAUAUUCUGAAUCUGCGCAGCGCCUCUUCAGCAAAGCAAAGUCAGAACAGCAAGAGGGAUCACUGCACAGUGAAAGCAGUGAUCCCUCUUGCUGUUCUGGGAUAGCUGCACCAAGCCUCUUCAGGGCAGGGGGAGCGUUCCUCCUGUUGCUCUGAAGAGGCUUCGCGCUGCUAUCCCAGAAGUCAGAACAGCAAGAGGGAUCGCUGCGCAGCGAUCCCUCUUGCUGUUCUGGCUUCAGCGAUAGCUGCGCAGCCUGCAUUCGCUCCAUAAGACGCACACACAUUUCCCCUUACUUUUUAGGAGGGAAAAAGUGCAUCUUAUAGAGCGGAAAAUACGGUACUUUCUUUUCCCAUAUGCAGAGUUUGAAAUCUUUGCAGCUUUAACUUUAGAAAAACACAUCAGUCACAGUAGCUUAUAAGGUUAAACUGAGCAGCCUUCAAGUAAAAUGCACAAAUGGGAGGUGGAGUUUGUUGAAUAUGCAGUAUUCAAACAUCUUUACUGUUGCUGUCAGUCAUCUUUACUCUUGGUGAAUUUUCUGGCCUGCAUUUUUUUUCUUAGCUUGAAUAUGAGGUCUUUUAAAAGUAGAUGCAUUUGGUAAACUGUUUUCCUCACUAUACUAAACAUUUUAAAUUUUUCUUUCUUUGCAGACAAUGAUGAGUAAAACGCCCUGGUGACAUUCUCAGCUGCAUGUAGGUGUGUGGAUUUUGUUGAGUAGAAUAAUGAGACACAAUGAAAAAAUAAUAUUUUAGUGGGGCAGGCUUAUAAUCUUGUUGAUUGCACGGAGACGGAAAAAACAUGACACUUCACUGAAAGGCUGUUUAUAGAUUUCUUUUGACAUAUAGCUUCAUUCCUUCAACAGAUAACUGAAAAGGCUACAUUUCAUUUAAAAUGAGUAGCAAAGAAUAGAAAGGCUGACUCAGAAACAAUUUAGUGUUUGAGAGAUUAUCAUGUAUGAAUAAGCCUAUGUUGUAUUAGGCGAUACUGUUUGUUUAAAUCUAAGCUGUUAAAAAGUACAGUUCAAACCACGAUCUUUUAACGCUCAUGCCCACCAUUGGGGGGGGGGGAAUCCUGUUUGGUACUGAUGAAAUUUUCAGAGACUUCACUUUCAGUUCAAGAGUUUAUAAUUUCUCUGUAAUGGCCCCUUGGGUCUUAAACACACAUAAUAUGAAAGUAAGCCUCAUUGAAAACAAUGGCGCAUUUCUAUAUGAAGUGGUUUAAGAUCAGGGUAUUGAGUAUUUCACCUAAUGUGUUUGUGGAUGAGUAUAUAUGUGUGUGUAUAUAGAGGGGGGGAAUGAAUACUCUUUGGAAAUAUCAGUAUUUUUAUCAGGGUCAGUUUAUUAUUUUCCCCCCAAUCAAAGCAAAUAGUGUGUCAUUUUUUAAGACUUCAUUUUAUUUCUGUCAAGUGGCUUAAGGAAUGAGUUUGGAGCUGGAGGGAGAAUCUGCAGUUUUCUCCUAUAAAUGAAAGCAGCUCCAAUAUGAUGGGGUUUUUUCUCUGUAGUACUAUGUACUGGACUAUGCCUGCUACUCAUUUUUGGUCUGUAAUUAGGACCAUCCUAGCAGUGGCUGAGAUGAAAGUUGCUACAAAUGUUUUGCUCGUGGUGUUUUGCAAACAAGCUAUGUAUCUUGCAUCCGGAUCUUCCAGAGGAAACAAGUUAAAUUUUACUUGAUGUGUUUGUUCUCUCUCCCUUCUUUCCUCCCUCCCUCUCUCCCAUGGAGGAAGGGGCACUUUAUGGGGGAGGAAACAAAUUCCUGUGAGAUGAUGACUUAAAAUAUUUUUAGUGUGCAACAGGUAAUAUCAGCGAGUGAGCUGAAUCAGCUGUAAUGCUUAACAGCUAGUUUUUCUGUUGAAAAAGUAGCUCUAUGUCCCCUGGGUACAAUGCCAGGCGGAAUGUAUGUAUGUAAACUCACCGUGAUUCUAACACUACAUUUAAAAGUUGUUUUAUUUCUAACCACAUUAAAUAAAUGCUUGACCUUUUUGUAUGAUUAUGUGGAUUUCUCUUUUGAUUUCUUUCUAGAGGAAAAACGGAACAAAAUAAAAAUACUAUUUAUAUUUUGUUA